Molecule: messenger RNA, 2805 nt
Organism: Symbiodinium sp. CCMP2592
Lineage: Eukaryota; Dinophyceae; Suessiales; Symbiodiniaceae
Source: the annotation of a GenBank genome assembly
AUGACUCCGAUGCCAUGCAGUGGCGCUCCGACUGGCAUGGAGAUGUGGGCGCAUGGGCUGGUUCGUGAUGACUACCAGUCCUUUGGCGAGUGCUGCUCGCCCUCGGAGUGGAGCUCGCCACCUUACUGGUCUCUGGUCGAGCAGUUCAGCAAGUUGAUCAAAGAGAAGGAUCUGCUGCUGAACGAGUGCUACGAUCUUUGCAACGACAACCAGGCCCUUCGGAUUGACAACGAGAAGCUGCACGAAGCGCUUCGCAUCCAGGGCCAGGAGCUUGAGAGGGUCGCGAAGCUUAUGCGCGAUGACAAGAUGACCAUGCCGCUGCACAAAUGCUCUUCCGACAAUGCGUUCUAUGACAGGAAUGACCUCGUGGCAAGGAUGCAUGGGGAGAGCCCUCGCAGGUCCAUCACGGAUUUGCCGCUGGAAGCUCUCAGGUCUGUCCAGCCGCAUCUAGGGCAGACAAAGAAGUCUCCGGAUCUGUCCGAGUUGCACAGCUCGGGAGUGGAUAUCAAAUCCCGGCAAAGCAAAAGAUGCCACUUGCCCUACUUGCGCCAUUUGCUUCACUUGAAGUGGACUUUGGAUUCGGGCAAGUGGAGCAAGUGCCCUCCCUGGACCCCCUGCGACUUCGACGGAGAGCAGCCUCCCAAGGCGUUCUAUGACAGGAAUGACCUCGUGGCAUGGAUGCAUGGGGAGAGCCCUCGCAGGUCCAUCAGGAAAUUGCCGGCGGAAGCUCUCAUGACUCCACCGUGCCCCGUCGAGCAGCAUGAGUGUAUUCUAUCAACUUGCAGUGUGACCACAAGCACUGGAGAGCCUUUGGAGACAUUGCUGAGCUAUCCCCACCUUUCUGGGAAUAGGCGCCGGUGGGGGAGUCAGAUCGCAGCCUUUGCACGGCACACCGCUGAUGUUGCAGCGCGCCGAUUCACCACGAUAGCCUGUGGAUCUAAGUGCGACAAGAGCACGUCCACGGGCCCUUUAGAUGCUUGCGUCGCACACGGGCCUGCUCUUUUGGAGUACUUCUCUGCGGCUCGUCUGCAAUGCCAGAUUCCAGCAAAGCGGGGCCAAGAGCACGUGGCAAAAGGACUAAUUGAGUCCGAUGCAGUCGUCGCAUUUUCGGAUGGGGUGGACCGCAUUCUCUCAGACUCCGAACCUUUUCCCGACGAUGUCGAACGCAAGAAGCGCUUCGAUUGCCUCUUGAUUGAUGAGAGCAAUGUUAAAGCUAGAUUUCUACCGUGGGGAGAUCCUUCUUCCUACAGUCCACAGUCUCGCUUGGUCUUCAUCUCAGGUCAGGACUGGUGCGUGAUGCUUGCGAGAACCAGCACAACCCAUUUUUCUGAAGAUUAUGUCCGCCAAACCGUCGGCAACAACCUCGCUGACUUGUUAACUCACUGCCUGGACUCUGAUGAAGGUGUGCGUGCGGCAGCGCACCAUAUCAUUCAAGAGCAUGCCUUGGGCGCCCUCGGCUUCGUGAAGGAGCUGAUCGCAGACACCGUGCUCCGUCAGAUGACAGACAUCUUGUCAACCGGCAGGGAGACACAGACGACCUGGAGGCUCAUGGCACCGUACAUGGCCCAUCUCGAGCCGCUCCUGCGAUGGCUGACGAAGAGUCAGCGUCAGGAUUGGGCAUCUCUGCUUGUCAAUUUCUUACAUAGCCUUCAAUCAACAUCAGCUCAAACCAGAGCUACUUACCAGAAGCUGGCGGUUGGUCAUCUGAAGCUCCUGUGCUUCGCGGAUGACGAUGCCAGUCGAACCUAUGCAGAUGAAAGGCGGCAGCUCCUGGCCUUGUCGGACUCCCCGGACUUUGAAGAGGUGAAGAACGGCAUUGCAAGUCUGUUCCGGAUCGCCUACGUCGUGAAAGUUUUCUUGAAACUUUGGAUUGCUCCUGCCUGGGCAGGAGCUGAAGCCGCAGCAUACACGGAUGCCUCCAGCUCCGAGACCGAGAUGAAAGACGACGAGCAGCCUAACAUCGAGGGUGAGAACCUCACGAAAUCAACAGCCGUGGACACAACGCAUGCCUGCUCUUUUGGAGUACUUUUCUGCGGCUGGUCUGCAAUGCCAGAUUCCAGCAAAGUGCCAGAUAUCCUAGCCUGGCGUGACACAUCCGAACAGACCCGGAGUCCCGAGGUCUUGUUACGGCAUGUGGCCGAGCUUGGCAGGUUGGUCCGAUGCAGUCGUCGCAUUUUCUGCUGGGGUGGACGCAUUCUCUCAGACUCCGAACCUUUUCCCGACGAUGCCGAAGGCAAGAAGCGCUUCGAUUGCGUGCGUGCGGCAGCGCACCAUAUCAUUCGACAGCAUGCCUGGGGUGCCCUCGGCUUCGUGAAGGAGCUGAUCGCAGACACCGUGCUCAGUCAGAUGACAGACAUCUUGUCAACCGAUAGAGGGACACAGACGACCCGGAAUCACAUUUUGCGGUACAUGGACCAUCUCGAGCCGCUCCUGCGAUGUCUGACGAAGCGUCAGCGUCAAAAUUGGGCAUCUCUGCUUGUCAAAUUCUUGCACAGACUUCAACCAGCAUCAGUUCCGAACAGAGCUGCUUGCCACAAGCUGGUGGUUGAUCAUCUGAAGCUCCUCUGUUUUGCGGAUGACGAUCCCAGUCGAACCUACGCAGAUGAGAAGCGGCAGCUCCUGGCCUUGUCGGACUCCCCGGACUUUGCAGAGGCGAUACUCGGAUGUGAAGGAUUCCUCCUCAUCUGCCUGGGCGUCCCGCUCUUGGCCACCAUGGUGCAGUGCGUUCGAAGACUGGAGAGUAUUCCGCCCGCCGCCUGGGCUGGAGGAGACCUUGCCUCCAAUUUCUUUCAGAAUUUCAGGUGA